Molecule: messenger RNA, 1380 nt
Organism: Cryphonectria parasitica EP155
Lineage: Eukaryota; Fungi; Ascomycota; Sordariomycetes; Diaporthales; Cryphonectriaceae
Exons: 2
Coding region: 1-1380 (459 amino acids)
Source: RefSeq, a predicted model, not a curated record
AUGACUGCAUUCUGGUCCACCAAGCACACAAUUGGACCUAUGUCCCUCGGCCAUCUUCUCACAUACGGUCUGCUCCUACUGCACCUGUCUCCCGGUGCAAGCGCUGGAAACACCUGCAGCUCUUUGAACUGCUUCUCUGCCACGGAUAACACUGAUGCACCAGGUGCACCAGUUAUUCAGCAGGACCAAUACGCCAGCAUCACGUGCCCAAACAAAGAUGCACCUACGACCAAGGAGGGCUGGGGGGUGUACAAGUCCGCGUCUCUGCCUACCGUCGAGGUCAUAGAGGCUGAUCUUCGCCUGUGCGGUAUUGUCACGGCCCCUGAUAGCACGAUGCUGUUUUAUUCCUUUGGCGCAGGAUCGCCGGCGGCUAGGGCAUUCGCCACAAAGUACCCUGAUCUCAAGGCCAAAAACAUUAACGAUGUCAUGCCGGAGUCUUGGUUCCAGGCCCUGACCAAGUUUCCGGAGCUGACAGAACAGGCCAAAGGCUCGGGGCAGCAGGCAUGGGUUGCUCGAUCGUCCCAGGCAUUGGCCAAGGCAGCAUCGGGCGAGGUCUACCUCUUAGCCAAAACCCCUACCAACAUCUACACUCUGCCCUACGACACCAAUGACAAGGAUUGGGGUUGGCGAGGCCCGCACAAUGUCUGGUCUGACUAUGAAUUUGCGACUCUCCAGGCCAACCCGGACGUCACCGCCAUCUACACUGUUACCCCGAUCUAUCCUCCCGACGCCGAGGACACUGACCCUCCAACUGAUUUCCAAAUUGAUAAAACUGGGGCCGGAUCGUGGGUGAGGUCCCGUAAUCCUCAAGGAGGCAAUGCUGCAUACAAUGUCAACGCCAACACCGUAACCAAGGACAGUAUUGAUAAGCUCAAGGCGGACUGGAAGCCCACGAACCCUGCCUUGUGUAAGAAAGGCAUAACCAGCUCGACUGACGCUGCUGACGCGUGCCUGCUUGGAACCUCCACGUCUGUUACAAGCUCAACAUCGACAAGCGCACCCACUACCUUGAGCACCAGCACCAUCUCCUCCGUGUCCUCAGCCAAGGCAACCACCACUACUUCACAGGCGCAGACAACCACUACUUCACAGGCUAAGCCAACCACUACUUCACAGGUCAAGACGACCACAACGUCUGCAAAGGCCAAGACGACAUGUGCCAAAGGGAAGAAAUCUUUGUCCAAUGAGGCUGGCAAGAAUCGUCAGGGAUGCUGGGAGAAGAUGGGCCGGCUGGACGAGAAUGCUACUUGCCUUUAUAUUAUUUGUGUGUUCGAUAAAACGACCUGGUGUCUGGCUAGAGGUGUUAAGGUUGAAACGGCUAUGGGGAGCGCUGGGAUUCCGCGGCGUACAGGCGUAUUAGGAUCGAAGUUCACUGGCUGA